This is a messenger RNA of Scomber japonicus (chub mackerel), 645 nucleotides long. RefSeq names its product V-set and transmembrane domain containing 2 like (gene vstm2lb). The record is from RefSeq and is a predicted model, not a curated record. Lineage: Eukaryota; Metazoa; Chordata; Actinopteri; Scombriformes; Scombridae. The transcript has 4 exons. Bases 1 to 645 code for a protein of 214 amino acids.
AUGGGAGCCUUUGGAGUGAUAAUAGGGAUUUUACAUUACGCGGGACUUUACAUUCAACUCAACGCAGCUCUCAACGUCGGACACAGUGAGGUGGACAAUCACAUCUCUGGAAAUGCUCUCUUUACAGAGGUGCCACACGACAUCACGACACACAGCGGUGAGGAUGUCGAGAUGGCCUGCUCCUUCCGUGGGGCGGGCUCUCCCUCCUACUCUCUUGAGAUCCAGUGGUGGUACAUCAAGGACCACAGAGACUGGCAAGAAAAACCUGUACAGAUCACUGAUAAUGUUGUGCCCCUGGAGAAGACGUCCAAAGAUGCCACUAAAAUUAGUGUGGUGAAAGUGGCUGGCAGCAAUAUCUCCCACAAGCUACGUCUGUCCAGUGUCAAACCGUCAGACGAGGGCACGUAUGAGUGCCGUGUUAUUGACUUCAGUGGCACCAUGGCGCAGCAGCACCGUGUUCGGGCCUACCUCCAGGUGGAGCUGGAGCGCGGACAAGAGUCGGAUGACAUACAGCUCCAGGAACCAGGGCACCAGUCACAAAGGAACACAGUCCACCCUCACCCUCACCACCAGACAGAGGGCAGGGAACUGAAGAGGAGAUCAGCUGACAGCACCACUGACUGCAAUGAGAGCUGUCUGCUUUAG